This is a messenger RNA of Malassezia restricta, 654 nucleotides long. RefSeq names its product exosome complex component CSL4. Gene Ontology annotation, biological process: RNA processing. Lineage: Eukaryota; Fungi; Basidiomycota; Malasseziomycetes; Malasseziales; Malasseziaceae. The record is from RefSeq and is a predicted model, not a curated record. The transcript has a single exon. Gene Ontology annotation, cellular component: cytoplasm; nuclear exosome (RNase complex). Gene Ontology annotation, molecular function: RNA binding. The coding region runs from base 1 to 654 and encodes 217 amino acids.
AUGGCCUUGGGCGACCUGUUGUUGCCCGGUCAACCGAUCGCCACGACGCGCGAUGCCGCGCCUGGUGAAGGCACGUAUGUGCGUGAAGGCUAUGUGAUAUCGAGCUUGAUUGGACGUCGAUCCUCGGGGGAGGAGCGGCAAGCUCAGGUGCAAGGUACGCAGCUCCCCUUGGCGCUGCCGCAGACAGGCAGUACGGUGAUAGGCCGCGUCACGCGCGUGAACCCACGCCAGGCGAACAUUUCGAUUCUCGUCGUCGAUGGAUUGCCGUGUGGCGGUGUCCAGGGCACGGCGGUGGGUGCGUAUAGCAACCGAGCGGCCGGCGAAGGGAUUGAUGGCAGCGACUUUCAGGGCAUUGUGCGGGCGCAGGAUGUGCGUAGCACGGAGAAGGACUCGGUCGUGUUGGUGGACUGUUUCCGCCCCGGGGAUAUCGUGCGUGCUACGGUCAUUUCGCUGGGUGACGCGCGCUCCUACUAUCUGUCGACGGCGCACAAUGACCUGGGUGUGGUGCAUGCGACGACCUGCGGGCCGACGCGGUAUGGAUGGGCGCCAGCGGAGCAUGUCUUGCAGCCGAUUUCGUGGUGCGAGAUGGCCGAUCCUGUGACGGGCCAUGUCGAGCGCCGCAAGUGUGCCAAGCCGGACUGGCUGCGUGCCUAG